Molecule: messenger RNA, 3028 nt
Organism: Ornithodoros turicata
Lineage: Eukaryota; Metazoa; Arthropoda; Arachnida; Ixodida; Argasidae
Exons: 12
Coding region: 1691-2449 (252 amino acids)
Source: RefSeq, a predicted model, not a curated record
UUGGAAAAAAACAACAACAAUGAAGUCCAUACAAAAUUACGCACGGAGUGUAUGGAUUUGAACGGAAUUGCUACGGAUUCCAACGGACCUGAAUGGCCAUCUAUGGAUCAGCUAUGGUCGACUUACGGAGACCAUACGCUGCUCCUAAGGACUGUUGGGCCGCUGAACGGAGUCCAUGCACUGCUUCUAAGGGCUGUAUGGUCGCUGAUAGGUGUCCAUACGCUGCUCUUAAGAACUGGUUUGGAAGCUAUACGGUCGCACAUUCAGCGUAUAGACUGGCCGUAUGCCCACGGCCCAUGAACACAGAUGUAUGGUCAUUGGCGCGUGUUACGCAACAAAUACGAACUGCCACCCGUGUUAUUUCGUGUUUGCCGAUAAUUUGAGGUUAUUUCGACUAUAAUUUAAUAAUUUCGCACGGCAUCGCGUUGCGAUAUGUUACAAUUAGUUCCGUGCGGAUAUUCGAAGUGCAGUAUGGUUCCGCAUAUUCGACAGAAACUAAUAGCACCCGUACACUUCAAAUACGUUUGAAAUAACGCGAGAACAAAAUUUCCAAAAUAUUGCAGCCGUGGCAUAUCCGCAAGUUGGCUUCACCCUGUCCAUCAAAGCGUACGGCGAAGUCCACUAUAAGGCACUGUCGAGGUUCGCGUGGAGCACGUGAUUUCGUCUUUUGUUUUGGCUUCUACGUGUCUAUCACCCGAGUUUUCGUAGUGGCUUUUUGGUUUAUGCCUCUUUCAUUUUAUCGUCACUAUCCUGCAGAUCGGGUCCUCCUAAUGUUGCGAAGUGAGAUAGUUUCAUGAUGUUAUGCUAGCGAUGGAUGAGGAACGAAUGAGGCACUCAUUCAUUCUUUUAAUUUAUUGCACUUAGUUAAAUAAUUAUUAAUAAUUUAAUAAAUUACUUUAUUAUUACUUAAAUUAGUUUAUUCCGUUAAUGCACUUAUCUUUUCCUCACUUACGCUUUCGUGAAUAAACAUAACCCCUGACUUAGUGCACACACAGAGAAGCUUCUGUUUGUAUAUGCCCUUUAUGGAACAGACAGAUGCGCUGAAUCUCAGGAACAGGGGUCGCAAUGAGUGUGUGUGUGUGGGGGGGGGGGGGGGGCAAUGGCCCAUAUACCCCAAUGGGUAUACCACUUUUUUUACGUCCUGUAAAAUAUUUCGUGGAAGGAUCUUUUAAAUAAUUACAAUACACGAACAUUUUUUUUAGAAAACAGGUGGCACAGGGCAGAACCAUUCUCCCUUAGUGAAAUGGAAAUUACACAUGCUCUUCAGUUAAUGCGUGUGCAUGUGAAAAUUAACAACUGAGUUACAGGACGCGAUACUCGUCCUGCCCUGGGCAUUGGGAGCGCAUGCUGCACCACUGGCUGCUGCUACUUUGGACAGAGGCCACUUUUCAGCUGCACUCAUUGAAGGGUUGCCUAUGAAAAGGUUGACAUUAUGAAACAACCAAAUUGCAUCAACAUAUCCUGCGAGGGCACAUAACUAGAUGCAGUCUUUGGCACUUCCAAAAGAGCAGGAAACGUGAUGAAAAGCACUGGCGGAAUAAUGUGGUCUACAUCCAAUGCCUCAAAGUUUGCCAUGGGUGACACAGAAGCCUCCUUUACAUGAUGUGGGAAGGUUACUACAGUGCAAGUCAACAGAGGUGAAGGGCCUUUCACACCGUUGAUUGGCACGCCUCCUUCGAGUGCAAGUUCCAUGUCUCGCUUCACCAAGGAAUGCGUCCGUUUUGUGUCCGGCAAAGAGGAAAGAAGCCUCAUGCUGCCUGCAAUGUCUGACGGAGUGGAAGCUGUUCUGCCUGUCUCCAAGAUCAAGAAUUUUCAACCGAAAGAUAGGAGUGACAUUGGGACUGCCGCUAAGGAUGCGUUUUGGACUGACGGCGUUGUCCAAGGGUACUAUCGUGCCCAGAUUCUCUUUUUAGGAGAGACAAAGAAGCAACUGCUUGCAGCACUUUCACGGCAGCGCAAGCCGAUACCAACAAUCUUUGAUAAAAACCUCUUUGAUGAUCUGCCAAGCCAGCCAUCUCAAGCACCUUCAAUCAACGAAAGGCGGGCCAACGCUCGGACAGCACAAAACAAGGGCCUUAGGGAGAUCCUGCGGAAGAACACCCCAGAUGAUGAGCUGGUACCAAAAAGGUUGCUCGAUGAGGCACACCAGGAAAUCACAAGGCUCAAGGAUGAAAUACAGCAGUUGCAUCAAGACUUAAAACGUGAGAGAGAAAUAUGCCACCGAUUGGAUGAUGCUCUUCUCAACAAAAUAGAUGCUGCUUUGAGAACACAACAUAUUCCUACAAGCCCACUGCCAGGAAAAGGACGUAGCCCCGUCACUUUCACAAACCUUCAAAGUGCAUUAAGGUGCAUGAUUGAAGAUCCCUUCACGGGUCUGACCGAGACAGCUCGCAGGAGUAGUCAAUGUUCUCAAAUGCACCACUGCCAAGCCAACACUGUGCCCCUAUGAGAGUUGAUGAGGGUCACGGAAUGUCAGCCGAGCAGGGUUUUGACACACUGGGCUCCUAUCCAGGCACUGGAGCCAUAAUGGACACCAGAAGUACUUGUCACGCUGGUGAGGUGAUGGGCCUGAACAAUGGAAUGCCACCACAGCAGGGUCCGGACACAGUGAGUCCAGGAGCUGGCGGGGAUGUCCUUGGCAUUAGCCCUACCUGCCCUUCAUCUGAGCCACAGGCUAUCUUGGGCGAUGGUAUCUUCAUUGCUGCUGAAAAGCUGUCGCUUGCCAUGGACUCUGACUCUGUAUUUGUUACAGAAAUUGCAAGGGCCAUGUGGACAACAGAAGAGCUUCAGGGCAGAAGCCUUACAGGAAAGCCGUGUCAGUGGUUUUUAAAGGAGGGGCCACAGGCAAGCGGGCGCUUACACCAAAGAAGGUUUCUGCACUGAAGCGAUGCUUCCAACAAUAUCCGAAGGAAAAGAGCUGUUCCAGAGGGAGAGACAUGGUGCAGAGGCUUCACAAAGUCAAUGGCUACCUCGCCGAUUUCUUGAAAAAAAAAUGUGACGUGAAAAAAACAUUAAACGGUAUUGAAAA